This is a messenger RNA of Diabrotica virgifera virgifera (western corn rootworm), 882 nucleotides long. RefSeq lists its product as uncharacterized. Lineage: Eukaryota; Metazoa; Arthropoda; Insecta; Coleoptera; Chrysomelidae. The transcript has a single exon. The coding region runs from base 1 to 882 and encodes 293 amino acids. The record is from RefSeq and is a predicted model, not a curated record.
AUGGGGACACAAAAAAGUAAUAAUAAGAUAAACACGUUUGUUUCAACUUAUUUUACUGACUCAUUGAGUACUUUAUGGAGUUUAGAUGUUCUGGGUAUAAAAGAUCCAGCAGAGACGAAAUGUCGAGAAGAGUUAGACAUUCGCACGUUAGAAAAAUUUAAAGAAAGUACAGUGGUAAAUAGUGAAAAUAGAUAUGAAGUUUGUUUACCAUGGGCAGAAGGUUAUCCGGCUAUAACCUCUAAUUUUAAUUUAGCUGAAAAGCGACUUUUUUCUACCACAAAACGGUUAGUUUCUCUGAACAAGCUUACAGAGUAUGACAAUAUAUUUCAAGAUUGGGAAAAUACAGGAAUCAUUGAAGAAGUAGAAGAAAAGGCGUUGGAAAAGAAUAAGCACUACUUGGCACAUCACGCAGUUGUCAAAGAGUCCAGUUUAACUACGAAGAUCCGACCAGUGUUUGAUGCAUCAGCUAAAGAUGGUAACGGUAAUUCUCUUAAUGAUUUACUGGAAAAGGGUCCAAAUCUAAUUGAGCUAAUAAUACCUUUAAUUUUAAAGUUCAGGUUACAUAAAAUUGGGGUAACGUCAGACAUAGCGAAGGCAUUUUUGCAGAUAAGCAUUUCAGAGAAAGAUAGGGAUUUUUUACGAUUUUUGUGGUGGAAAAACUAUGAAAAAAGAGAAAUAAAAAUAUUUAGACAUUGUAGAGUAGUUUUUGGGCUAAAACCAAGUCCGUUUCUUUUAGCAGCAACAGUUAAUUUGCAUUUAGAAAAGGAAAAAACAUACACAGAAACAGCUAAUCAACUUCUUAACGCAUUUUACGUAGACAAUCGUGUUUUUAGCGUUAGGAAUGAAACAGAACUUAAAAAAUUUAUUGAUGAGUCAACAUAA